Molecule: messenger RNA, 408 nt
Organism: Trypanosoma cruzi
Lineage: Eukaryota; Euglenozoa; Kinetoplastea; Trypanosomatida; Trypanosomatidae
Exons: 1
Coding region: 1-408 (135 amino acids)
Source: RefSeq, a predicted model, not a curated record
AUGAAUAGAGGGAUGGCACAAGCAGUUUACGCCACGCUUCUUCUAAUUUGUCUUCUUGCUGCACAUUCUGCAGCGGGCAUAUUUAUCGUGGACUCCCGCCCAAGCGGCGAGUACUGCGGAGGUUACAUGAGCCUUGUGAAUGGACGCAUCACUGUCCAUCCGGCUACCAGUAAAUUUGAUAUUUCGUUGGAUGUCUUUGGCGAGAAAUAUUGCUGCAAGGAAGAGAAAUACUCGUACAACGAGACGACCGGCCAGAUGUUUCUGGAUGGCGUGAAUGACCCCAAUGACUGUCUUGGCACUAUUUUGAGAGACAACGGGCUGAAACUCAGUGUGACUUACCUCCAGGGUGAAGACGUAAUUUUACUGGACUUUGAUGUUGUCACUGUCAAACUCUCACGGUGCUCGUGA